AUGGCAUGCGAGAACGAGCAGGCAAGUGCACGCACAAUUAUUGGCACGGGAGCCCAAAAAGAUGAUGGGCCUUAUUCGAAAGGAAGCAAAGACUCAGGUGGAUUGGAUACCACGUUGGUCUCAAGAAGGCAGAGUAUACCGGAAGAAUUUAGAGGAGUCACAAUUGUGGAGCUAAUCAAAAAAGAAGGAAGCACCCUCGGAUUAACUAUAGCUGGUGGCACAGAUAAAGAUGGGAAACCGAGGGUCUCUAAUCUAAGGCCAGGAGGACUGGCAGCAAGGAGUGAUCAGCUAAACGUUGGCGAUUACAUCAAGUCAGUGAAUGGAAUUAACUUGACAAAAUUGCGACAUGAUGAAAUUAUAAGUCUACUGAAGAAUGUGGGAGAAAGGGUAAUAUUAGAAGUAGAAUAUGAACUACCACUAGCUGCCCCUGAUAAUAGUGCUGGCAUCAUUCCAAAAACCGUUGAAGUUACCCUCUAUAAAGAAGGCAAUAGUUUUGGAUUUGUACUACGAGGAGGAGCCCACGAAGACUGGCAUAAAUCCAGGCCAUUAGUACUAACUUAUGUUAGACCAGGUGGCCCAGCAGACAGGGAAGGGUCUUUGAAAAUUGGGGAUCGGCUGUUGAGUGUGGAUGGGAUUCCUCUUCACAGUGUGAGUCAUGCUGAUGCUCUAAACAUUCUGCGUCAGUGCAACCAGGAGGCCCUCUUCCAGAUUGAGUAUGAUGUCUCCAUAAUGGAUAUGGUAGCCAAUGCGUCAGGUCCUUUGCUAGUGGAAAUUGCAAAGGCUCCAGGCUCUGCCCUAGGAAUCACAUUAUCAAUGAACACCCAUCGAAAUAAACAAGUCAUAAUCAUUGAGAAGAUCAAGCCAGCUAGUGUGGGAGACAGAUGUGGGGCUCUGCAUGUAGGUGAUCAUAUCCUUUCCAUUGACGGGACUAGCACAGAGCAUUGUUCCUUGUUGGAGGCCACCCAGCUAUUAGCAGCCACAUCAGAAAAUGUUAAGCUAGAGAUACUCCCUAGUCACCACAGUAGACUUCCCCUCAAGCCUCUGGAUACAGUCAAAGUGCAGAAGAGUGAACACCACCACUGCUGGGAUCCUUGUGUCAGCUACUGCCACACCCACCAUCCAGGACAUUGCAAGACACCUACCUGGAAUCAGACAGCCAGCCAGGACUAUUGUAAAUCUCUUGUAGCUUCCAACUUUGCAUCUCCCACCAUGAACACAUCAGGGUUGGCCUACCAGAAUUCCAAUACUCUACCUCGAAGCAAUCAUCCCAUGAGCCCACGGGCCACAAUGAUGAGGAGAAGACAGAGGAAGAAGGAGCACAAAAGUUCAUUAUCAUUAGCUUCCAGCACUGUGGGUCCUGGUGGGCAGAUUGUUCAUACAGAAACAACAGAGGUGAUUUUAAGAGGAGACCCCUUGAACGGCUUUGGACUGCAGCUCCAGGGUGGGAUCUUUGCUACCGAAACCCUCUCUUCGCCGCCUCUCAUCCGUUUCAUUGAGCCAGACAGCCCAGCAGAAAGGUGUGGCCUUCUACAAGUUGGAGACAGAGUACUUUCCAUCAACAGCAUUGCAACUGAAGAUGGGACAAUGGAAGAAGCCAACCAGCUAUUGCGGGAUGCAGCGCUUACUAAUAAAGUCGUGUUAGAGAUUGAAUUUGAUGUGGCAGAAUCUGUGAUUCCGAGCAGUGGUACCUUCCAUGUGAAACUACCUAAGAAAAGGGGUGUGGAACUUGGGAUUACUAUCAGCUCAAGCAGAAAGUCUGGUGAGCCUUUAAUUAUCUCUGAUAUCAAGAAGGGGAGUGUAGCACAUAGGACUGGCACCUUGGAGCCCGGAGACAAGCUGUUAGCUAUUGAUAAUAUCCGACUCGACAAUUGCUCAAUGGAAGAUGCAGUGCAGAUCUUAAAACAGUGUGAAGAACUUGUCAAAUUGAAGAUCAGGAAGGAUGAGGAUAACUCUGAUGAGCAAGAAACCACAGGGGCUAUCAUCUACACAGUGGAAUUGAAGAGAUAUGGUGGGCCCCUGGGAAUCACUAUCUCAGGCACAGAAGAACCUUUUGACCCCAUUGUCAUUUCAGGCUUGACAAAACGAGGGCUGGCAGAAAGAACUGGAGCUAUCCACAUAGGAGACCGGAUAUUAGCCAUUAAUAAUGUCAGCCUUAAAGGGAAGCCCCUGAGCGAAGCCAUUCAUCUACUCCAAAUGGCUGGAGAGACAGUAACGCUAAAGAUCAAAAAGCAAACCGAAAGGACUUUUCCUCAAAAAUCUGGGAAUAUGACUGAGGUUAGUGACCUAGAGGAUGAUUUGACUGAGUCUCAGAAAACUAGCAAGCUCUCUGAGGUGUAUUCUACCACAAUCCCUAGUGUGGAUAGUGCUAUGGAAUCCUGGGAUGGUUCGGGUAUUGACACAGGCUAUGGAAGCCAAGUAGGCACCUACUUGCCUCAGGCUGUCGGCAUUGCACUUCAUCCCCAUGAAUGGAGAUCCAGCAGGCAGAAAAGCAGCACCCCUCCUGGAGACUCCAGGAAGAGCUACCCUUUUACACAUGGCGGUUUCAAUGAGGAAGACUGGGAGAAGCCAAGCAGAUAUCCCACCCGCCAAAAUGGCCUUGAGAUGCCACAUGAGGAUAAUUUUUGGCGCGUUUUUGGAGAAGCUUUGGAGGACUUGGAAACAUGCGGCCAAUCGGAACUUUUGAGGGAGAUUGAGGCAUCCAUCAUGUCUGGCAGUGUACAUAAUCUGAGCCUUGAUGGGGGCAAAUUGCCCAAAAACUCUGUGAAUCAGUCAGGACUGAGCCCAGCAAGGAAAAGCAACCCGAAAAGCUCAGUUGAAGUGCAGGACAACAACAAUGUGACCCCAACUAAGAAUGACAAGAAUUUGGAGAUAAAGACAAUAAAGGAUGAGAUUCAAGAAAUCAUGUCUCCGACUCCUCUUGAGCUGCAUAAGAUGACAAUUUACAAGGAUCCUGAAACUGAAGACUUUGGGUUCAGUAUCUCUGAUGGCUUACUAGAAAAGGGUGUCUAUGUGAAUAUGAUCCGUCCAGGUGGGCCAGCUGACCAGUGUGGACUCAAGCCUUAUGACAGAGUUCUCCAGGUGAAUUGCAUCCGUACAAGGGACUUUGAUUGCUCUCUGGCUGUUCCUCUGAUAUCUGAGGCAGGAAAUAAGUUGGACGUUGUAAUCAGUCGAAACCCCCUGGCUUUCAUUGCCAAUACUUGCCUACAGGAGCCAAGCAGCUUUCCAGACCAGCAGUCGGUUGGAGGGGAGGUGAAGACAAGCACACAGACACUCUGAAGGACGGCUAGGUUUGGUGUCUGCUCUUCUCAAGGUUCUGUGGGAGCUAAAGGAAUUAAUGGGUGUCUGUUGUGUGGUGUGUGAGGGUUUUUUGCUUGGGUUGUCGUUCAUUUGUUUUCUUUUGCACUCGUGUUUAUGCUUAAUCUGCGUAAUGUCAGUUGCUGUGAAGAGAUGUUUCCUCUCCCCCAACCAAUCACAUUUUGAAGCCAACACAGCUUGGCUUUGAAGGUUCAAGCUGAGAUGGAGUGAACUAGUCAGGGAUGAGCCAGUUGCUGACAGCAACACCCAGAAUAAUUCAUCCACAGAACACCCUUCCUCAUCAUAUGAGUGUUUCCAAUGGAUGGGGUAAUAGAGCACAAGCUUCUCUUCCCCAGUCUUGAAGGACUUGGAUACAUGGUGUUGUUUUUGUUUUGUUUAAUCAAGUGAAGUUAAUCUUAAAACGGAUUCCCCCCUUUUUGUGUGAAAGACAUCUCUACAACACUCCCUGAGCCCCUUCUCCAGUUCCCCUGCACACUCACAGAUCACUGUCAUGGAUCCUUUUGUCACCAAGUGCACAUUUUACUUUUGGAUUUAAUUUAAAAGGCAACCAGUUCAUCGGGAAGAUGAAGCUCUGACAAAUACCUUCCCCAUAAUUUAUUCUUUGGGAAAUACCAGAAACACUUUUCACCUUCAAAAUCCCCAUAAUUUAUAUUCUUUGGAUGGUAACAGAAAUAAGUUUCACCUUUAAAAUAUUGUCCAGCUUAAUUUCUUACUGAGUUUCUUACUCUCCAUGCACCAUUUCUUGAAAGAACUUAUUGUAUAGCAUUUCAUGGGGAACAUAAAGUCUCUUGGACCAUCUAUUUAUUUUUGAGCACAAACAGAGCCCCAAAAUUGUUCUCAGAUGUUCUCUCUGUACCGAGUUAUGAGUGGGCAGCUGAACAUAAAUCACUUGCAUCGUCUUCUCCCUCUUAAUGAUCUGUGAUGGUGGUGGUGGAAGGAACCUCGGUUACUCCGUAGCAUGAGUGUGUCUCUAGAUUGAUAUUGUACCUCCAAGUACACCCUCUGUGGAUUGCACCAGUGCAAUGUGUACAUUUGUUUAACCCCACGAUGAUGCUUGACACUUUGUUGUAACCUAUCAGUAGCAGCAUCCCUGUCUUUUUCUAGAAUUACCUUUUUUCCCCCUAUGACUUGUGAGCAUGAAGCCUUUGUAAACCAGGACUUUGCAUCAGCCUCCCGAGUCAAAUCCUCUUGUAGCAUUGCUGUGUGUGAUAUUCACAUUCUUUCAAAGAUCUUCCUACAGUUAACAAUUUUAAAAGAAGCCAUGAUUUCUUCAUUUCAAAAGGGGAAAAUGCCAGGAUUUGUGGUUCCUCCCUGGCCAGUCCACUAGUGGGUUCUGGAACCACACUUUAUUGUGACUAUUUAAGUUGACCUUUCCUUGGGAAUUUAGUUCAGUGAAUGGGCAAACUGGUUCCUCUUUUCCUUUCUAGUAAUUUUAAUUUUGUAGUCAUUUUCUACUGUUUUGAUCCGUAUCAAGAUGCCAUGUUUUGGUCAAGAUUGGAAAUACCCUUUAGAUAAGUCCAUUGAUCCAAGGUUGUUUUUGGUCUGAACCCAACCCAAGCUGUGAGCGUAUAUUUCUUUUUUUCUUUUUCUUUUUGCUACUUCACAGCACUGCUCUCUGUGACUUUCUUAUUAAGAUGUGCAUGCCUCUUAUUGGGCUGUGUCUAGCUGUAGCCAUUCUCUCUUCUCAAAGUAUGCAAUAUUCCAUACCAUCGCUGCCAUAACCUAGAUGAUGUGCCAUAAAAUAAACAAAAAAAAUAUUGAUGAUGUGUGGAAAAUGGGGGUUUUAUAUGCAAUAUUCUCAUAAUGGCAGAAGCUCCCUGUGGCUUCAAUUAGGUUUUUAAUGAAGACUUUUAAUAAGGCUUUAAAAAUGGUCCUUGUAUCCCUUCCUAUGCAUUUUGAAUGAUAUAAAAAUGAAAUGCAUUAAAUGUGUAUUUUUAUCCAUAUAUUAGAGUGUAUUCCUGUACAAAGUAUUUUUAUAUGCUAAUUUUCUUAUGUAUCUAUGAAAGCACAAUAUUCAAAGAAUAUUUUAGUCCUGUUUUGGACCUAUUUGUAAAUCUGUGUAUUUAAAUGGUAUUACAAUUCCUUAGAUUUUUUUUAAAUUAAAUAAAGCAAAAUAAAUUAUAAUGUAUGUUUUCUUUAGAAAGUUAACUUAUCACAGUGUAAGGUAUACCUCUACUUCCACAAAGGUAGCUCUAGCUUUAUGAUCAUUAUGAGAGCCAAAAGAUUUAUAAUAGGAGCAAAGGAAACAAGUAAGAUAUCUUGUCUUACUGAUAGACCUUUACUCCAAGGAAGUAUUUGUAAGAUGGCAGCAUUAGACAUGUUCUACAUUCUGCUAUUGACAUUCUGGAAAAAUGGUGCCUCUUGUACCCAACUUGAUCAUGGUGCUGAUUCUUACUUUGCUACAUAACUUUACAAAUAACUACAGAAAUAUGUUUAUGAAAUCACCAGAACUCAAAUUUGCUACUACGUUAAUUUUACAGUAACUGUGAGGCUGACAGUAGACACCUAUACACUGACUUCUUAUUUCCAGUUCAUGUUAAAAAAUAUUGCUUCUAACAUAGAGUCCUUUGUCUAACAUCUUUGAGCCAUUUUAGGCAGGUAUUAUUCAGAGGUCUGACCCUUGGGUAGCCAUCAAGUGCUGCCUAUUAAGGCACGGGAUGGCUCUCUCUUGCAGAAUUAUACCAUGAAAUUACCCUUUCCUAGUAAUGCUAUGGCCUCCUUCAUUUUGGAUGUAUUCUUAUCCAUGUGGAAGGAAUCCUAGCUGGUCUACUUCUUCUAUAAUUCUUUUGUUAAUAAUUUGAUCUCCUUUGGACCAAGAAAAACAUGGUUAAAUUUGAAGCAUUCAAGAGGAUUUGCUCAAAAUGUCUAUUCGUCUGUAACCAUGGGUGUCUGGGAGACUUUAUGUAUGUAUGUAUUUCCUGCCUUUAUUAUUUUUUACAAAUAAUUCAAGGCAGUGAGUUAUCCACCUUCCUUCUCCUAUUUGCCAUCCAACAACCACCUUGUGAGGGAGGCUGGGACAGAAUGGGCUGAGACCGAAUGACUGGCCCAAGGUCACCCAGCUGGCUUUCAUGAGUAAGGUGGGACUAGAACUCAGAGUCUCCUGGGUUUUAGCUCGGUGCCUUCAACACUAAGAUUAAACUGACUCUGAUAGAAUACUAACCAACAUCCUUUGUCCAUCUUGAGGAGAGCCCUUAACCUUUCCUGAUACAUUUUUUUAUCUCCCUUGGAGAAAAUGUCAAAAUAUUCCAUGUAAGAAUGACUCUGACUGUGUCCUCUCAAGAAAAUUAAAACAAUGCACAUGUCUUCUUGCAAUGCCCUGUUUUAGAACACAUAGCAUAAUGAAUUAAUAAUUCCUCUUCUGAAUCACAGUCAUGCGAAAAUUAUAUGAGAACACUUCCUUUGCUCAAUGUCAAUUUUCACAAGGGUUGGUUCAUUUAGAGAAAAUUGAUAUUUAUUUAUUUACUUACCAGCUGUUCAAUAUCCUCUGUAAUAAAUCAGGCAGCUACCGCUCACCAUAAUAAAUUAGCUUAACACAUAAAAUAAAAAUUAAACUAAACUUUGGAGAGGAAAAAAAGCCCACAAGAAUGAUUUAUUCACUUUAUACAUGAAAGAUUUUUAUUGUUUAUUUGCAAUGAUUACAAACUCAUCUUAAAAAAGCAAAAUGACUUUAAAAUAUUGAUACCCAUUUCAUUUAUCUAAAAAGCAAAACAGAUAAAACUGCAAAAUACAAACAUUUACUGUGUACAUGUACCAAAAAACACCUAAUGUUCAGGGCUGAAUACAAGCCAAAUUCUUACUCCUAUAUAAAUAUUCCUUUCUGGAACAAUGAUGACAAUUUUAAAACUUUUUUAAAAAAUUAUUCUAAAAAUUAUUUUUAAAAAGAGGAUAGUGUCCUCUUAAUCCACAUAGCUACUCAUUAGUAAUAAUUGUGGAUUUACAGAAUUAAAAAUGCACACCAACAUUUUCAGUAGAAAUAAAGAUGUCUGCCUUAUUUUAUAACCAUAAAAUCUCUGGAGUGGCAUUCCUUUCAUGAUUGCAACAGCACAACUACAGUAAUGACACAAGAACGUUCUAUUACAACAGUGAAUUUAUCAGAGUACUGCACUGACAGGUUAAGAUCCGGUGGGGAGACACAUUAGUGAACAAUCUCAGGCUACCAUUUAGUUACUCACAAUCCAACUCUCUCCAUUCCUAGCAAAUGUCACAGCCGCUCAACAUGAUUUGACUACAGUGUCACAGUCUGCCUGUUGCUGUGUAACGGCUGUUGCGAAUCAUUAGUGGGUAAUUUGGGAGCUUGUUAGUCCUCUUUCUUCUCCCAAGACAGCUCGUUAACUAUGCAAUCUAGUUCUCGCUCCCAAGAGAGCUUGUUAACUAUGUAGUCUAGAACAGGAUGUUCAGAAAGACAGCUAUUUUAGUCCACUUGGCUUCUGAAAUGACCAGGACUCAGCAAAUGUGGGUUAGACAUCUUCUGCAUGUUCCCUGAGCCCAGCCACAAACUGUAAGAUUAGGGCUCUAGCCCUGAGCACAGCCACUAGAAAGGAAGUUCCACUGAACAUGGUAUGGCUUAUUUGCAAGUACAUGUUUAGAAUGAGUCUGUAGAUCUCUGGAACAAGUAUUCUCUUUGGCCAAAUCUGCACAGAGUGUAUUUUGAAAUCUGCAAAUGUCAACUUCUAUUAUUUUUAGAUAAUGCAUUAUUUUCCUUUUGCCACAUUUUUCGAUAGAAAAAUACUGAUUCUCUUCCAAAGAUUUGGAUCCAAUUUGUGAAGCAAAGUUUCUGAUCUAAUUCUACAGAUAGAAAUAUAUGUCACAGAAUAAUAUUAUAUUCAUAAAGUGCAUGGCCUUAUUUUCUUUCCUGAAAAGAGCAUGCAUAUUGCAUUUUUCUUUUCCACUUCUCCUGCAUAGCAGAAUCAGAGUAGUUUAGCUUAAAUGAAAUGCAGAUUAGGCAGGCCGCUAUUCCUUUUAAACAGGAUACAGAACUGGACAUGGGCAGAUGGAAUAUACUAAUGCCAAAGAUGGAACUGUAAGAAGGCUAUGUGUGAUUGUCUAAAAUUACAUUUUCC
Messenger RNA from Pseudonaja textilis, 8375 nucleotides. Lineage: Eukaryota; Metazoa; Chordata; Lepidosauria; Squamata; Elapidae. The record is from RefSeq and is a predicted model, not a curated record.